CUCAAUAGGCAUCAUGGCAAUAUACUGGUGGAAUAAUUUCAGGUGAUAACUGCAAGUCUACUUGUUGCUUCUAAAUCAUGUCUCAGUUAUUGGGCAUUUCGGAUUAUGUGGUCAUCGCCUUAGUGUUAGGCGUGUCUGCUAGUAUAGGCUUGUAUUUUCGAUUCACUGGCGGCCGACAAAAGACUUUGGAAGAAUUCUUAUUAGCAGGAAGAAACAUGGCAAUACCACCUGUUGCUUUCAGUCUCUUGGCGACUUACAUAUCCGCCAUAUCAUUACUUGGUAUACCAGCAGAAACAUAUCUGUACGGAGUGAGGUACAGUGUAUGCAUUUUAGGAUUGCUGGUAGGAUAUCUGUUCUGUGCUUACGGGUGCAUGCCUACGUAUUAUGAUUUAAAUGUUUCAACAACUUAUGAAUAUUUGGAAAUCAGAUUUGGCAAGACCAUCCGAAACAUUGUUGCCCUUUUAUUCGUUGUUCGUAUGGUGUUUUAUAUUGCUAUUGCUUUGUAUACACCAUCUCUCGCCUUAAAUGCUGUAACAGGUCUGUCUAUAUGGACAUCCAUUCUAUCGCUUACAGGAGUCUGUAUAUUCUACUGUUACUUGGGAGGACUAAAAGCUGUAGUUUGGACCGACGUCUUCCAAGCUAUACUUAUGUGCGUUCCUUUAAUUGCUAUUGCUGUCCAAGGAGUGUUGAAUCUGGGACUUCAAGAACUAUAUGAAAUCAAUAAGAAAGGGGAAAGAAUGGUUUUAUUUAUUAUGUCCAGUAGUUUAACGGAAAGAUACACUUUUUGGAAUUCUUUGGUGAAUGGAAUGACAAACGUAUUCGAAUCAAGCGUAACGUUACAGUCACAAGUUCAAAGAUUGCUCAGUGUGGGAAAUCUCAAAAAAGCACAAUGGUCUCUAUUUUGGGGAAUGACACUUAUAGGAGUAUUUAAAAUAUUUGCUGUUUUUUCUGGAAUGGUUAUCUAUGGAAUGUUCCAUGACUGUGAUCCAGUGUUAAAUCCUAAUGUACAUCUUGGCUCCUCAGAUCAAAUAGUACCUUAUACUGUCCUCAAGAUGUUCGGUGGUUUACUUUUCUUGCCAGGAUUGUUCGUUUCAGGAAUUUUCAGUGGUGCAUUGAGCUCUGUUUCUUCUGCUUUAAACGGUAUGGCAGGUGUGGUAGUAGAAGACUUCUUGAAGCCAUAUUGCCAAUGCACAAAGUUUACAGAUAAGUGGAUGACCAUAGUGGCUAAACUUUUGGCGAUAUUAUUUGGAGGACUCAGCUUACUACUCAUCAUUAUUGUGGCCAAUUUUCGAGGAAUUUUCGAAGCGAGUUAUAUUCUGAAUGGUCUUGGGGCUGGUUCGCUUAUCGGUAUUUAUUUACUAGCCUUGUUCACCACAACGGCUAAUGAACCUGGAACUAUUAUAGGGUUUUUCGUCAGUUUUGCCUUUAAUGCAUGGAUUGCAGUUGGUGCCUACAAAAGUAAACCUAAAAAGAAAACCUUGCCCAGAGGCACCGCUGGUUGUACAGCAACUCUAAACGAAAAGGGUUAUGAAGAGCACUUUUAUCUACAAUUCAACAAUAUGUCACUACUUAGCACCGAAGGCCAGAAUACUACAUCACUUCUGAAUACAGAAGAUAGAUACAUUUUCCCAUUGUAUAGAAUAUCACCUGUAUGGUUGGUGACAUCUGGAACGCUUAUUUCCCUCAUUGUAGGAUAUGUAGCGAGCUAUAUUAUAGGAUUGAAAAGUGCUAGAAAAGUAGAUCCAAAAUGUAUAAGUCCAUUUGUGCGAAGGCUUUAUUUUUCAGCGCAGGACAUUGAAGAUUCAAAUAAAAAAACACAGAUUGAUAUUGAGAUGACAGAGGAUAAAUCAAAUGUCGAAGAAAAAUCAAAGAAAACUCCUGCUACAGUUCAGUCUCCAACUGUUAUUUUUUCAAUUGAUAAUUCUUGAUAAAGGAAAGUUAGGAUACAAAUUGAAUUUUUGCUUGCAUUUAUCGAAUACAUCGUAUAAGUUUAAUAAUACAUGAGAGCGAAUAUAUUUAAUGAUUCAAGAAAGAGAAUACAUCUUUUGACAUUUAUUAACGAACACAGAAGGCAUACAUAUAAAGCAAGCUCAAAAGAUACUUGAGCGAGAAUUGAAGCUUUUGUUGCAACAAAAUAUUCAGGGAAAUAGCAAGAGAAUCUUCUUUUAUAUAGAGUAUCUAUUAUUAAAUGUGAUCAAUUCUUGACUUAAAGAAUUUUGAUCGCAUUAAAUGAUCAAUAAACUAUCCGAAUUGGAUAAAAUCAACUGAAAUUUAAGGGAAAAGAAUAAAAGCACUUAUCUAUAAUUUAUUUCAAAAACUACAAUAAAAAAUUCAUUAACUACUGUUUGUUGAUAAUUAUUCCAUAAAGUUCACUUAUAAGUUGUUCGUACUUAUAUUGUUUUUAAAAAUUUGUUAAGGAUGCUGCACGC
Messenger RNA from Argiope bruennichi, 2429 nucleotides. RefSeq names its product putative sodium-dependent multivitamin transporter. The transcript has 13 exons. Gene Ontology annotation, biological process: sodium ion transport; transmembrane transport. The record is from RefSeq and is a predicted model, not a curated record. NCBI's taxonomy places the organism in Eukaryota, Metazoa, Arthropoda, Arachnida, Araneae, Araneidae. Bases 78 to 1928 code for a protein of 616 amino acids. Gene Ontology annotation, cellular component: membrane. Gene Ontology annotation, molecular function: symporter activity.